GCGAAACGCCCACUGAAGUCCGUUUCCGGUUUGAAAACAUGGCGUGCUUCUGAUCCACACAUGUGAGCUUGCAUACCAACGUCUGAACUGGAUAUUUAAAAGAAAAAGACCUUUAAAUCAGUAAACAACCAUGGCAUCAAUGGAGGAGGACUUCCCUCGUGGAGGUAAAACCAAGCAGACCACUGAAAGUAAAGCAGAACCUGUGAGAAGGCAUACAGAAGUGGACAAUCUGUUCGAGACACAUAAACCAGAAGAAUCCAAGAAAAGGAAGGGACAGAAAGAGGAUGCCUUGAAGAAAGCUAAGAGGCAAAAGACGAGCAAAGAGGAGGCUCUGAAGCUCAAUACAACAACCUCUGUAGAUAUCCUACAGUUAAAAAGCCUGAAGGUGGGUACCCUACUGCUGGGCUGUGUGAAGGAGGUGGCAGAUUUUGAGGUGACGAUUAACCUGCCCAGCGGCCUUUUGGGAUACCUGAACAUUUCCAAUAUCUCGGACUCGUACACCAAGAUACUGAGUGACCACCUGGACUCUGCUUCUUCAGAGGAGAUCUUCUCUCUCCCCAGUCUCUUCUCCCCGGGCAUGCUGGUCAGGUGUGUGGUAGCCAGGUUGGACACUGCCAAAGGAGGAUCGGUCACCAUUCAGCUGUCAAUCAACCCAAAGGUCAACAAGGGCUUGAGUACUGGCUCUCUGAAGGCUGGCUUGAUCCUGAGUGGUUGUGUGGAGAGUAUUGAGGAUCACGGCUACCUGGUUGACCUCGGUAUCAAGGGAACAAGGCCUUCCUGCCCAAGCAGGCAGCCAAAGACAAAACGAAUACUGAAGUUGGGCCAGUAUGUGACUUCUCUGUUGGAGGAGGUGAAGAACGAUGGGCGUGUGGUCCGUCUGUCCAUCAGCCCCACGGCGGUGGCUCAGGCCGUUGCAGACACAGAGCACGGCUGGACCCUUACCAACCUGCUGCCUGGCCCUGUCAAGGCCCAGAUCAAAAAAGUGACCCUACACGGUCUGAUUCUGGAGUUCCUCUCUUCCUUCACCGGCCUGGUGGACUUUAUGCACCUGGAACCAGAACAGGCCUUACAUUCAGGGAGGGAGACAAUGUAAGAAUUUACAGCCUGCGUCCUUUAUGUGGASCCGUCCACCCGGCUGGUGGGCCUGUCCCUGCGCAGCCACCUGCUGCAGCCAGGGGSCGACGUGGACCUGGUGGCCACUGAGAGGAUAGGGGAGGUGGCGCAUGGCUGCAAGAUGACCGCUCUCCAUCACCUGUCUGGAGCCAUGCUGGAGCUGCCUGACCAGACUGUGGUGUUUGUACAUAGGAACCACRUGAAGGAGCCCACGGAGGUGUUCAACCUGAACCGUGUCAUGGCCAAGCCUGAACACACCUGUAGGAUCAUGGACUUCAGCCCCAUGGAGCAGGUGCACCUGGUCAGCCUGCGUCAGAGCAUCAUUAAUGCCCCGUUCUUCAGAAGAUACCAUGACAUCCAACCUGGACAGAUUGUUCAGGGCACGGUGACAUCCCUCCAGAGCCAUGGCAUGAUGGUGAAGGUGACCGACUACAUCAGAGGCCUGGUUCCACGGACACACCUCUCUGACAUCAUCCUCAAGAACCCCGAGAAGAAGUACACAGUGGGCAUGACCAUCAAGUGCCGGGUGUUGUCGGUGUGCCCGCAGGAGAAGAAGCUGACCCUAACCAGGAAGAGGGCCCUGGUAGAUUCCUCCCUCCCCCUGUUCCUGACCUACGAAGAUGCCCGCCGCGGUCGCGUCUCCCACGGGUUCAUCGUCUGUGUCAAGGACUUUGGCUGCAUCGUCUGUUUCUACGGCGAAGUCAAGGGGCUAGUGCCCCCCAACGAGCUCAGCACGGAGCCGGUGAUAGUUCCUGAGAACAUGUUCUACGUCGGACAGGUGGUGAAGGCUAAAGUGCUGAACUGUGACGUGGAGAAGCAGAAGCUCCUUCUUUCCUUCAAGGCAGUGGCAGGAGGAGACACUGAGGGACCGCCUAAACCCAAGUUUGACUUUGAGGUUGGGAAGAAAGUGGAGGUUAAGGUGGUGAGUAAAGUCCUUACCGGUCUGGAGGUGUCCAUUCUGCCAGAGGAGACCACCGCCUUGCUACCCAUGAUGCACCUCUCCGACCACGUGUCCAACUGCCUACUGCUGUGGGAGGGGCUGCAAGAGGGUGACAUCAUCUCCAACAUUGUCUGCCUCAGCAAGAACAAACAGAAUAUUGUAUCCUUUUCAAAAAAGCCCACUGUGAAGUCAUUCCUGGAGGAGGGGGGUGUGGUGGCUAAGGAGUUCUCUGACAUCACAGUUGGGGUGCAGCUGAUUGGCUGGGUCAAGAACAUCAUGCCCUACGGAGGUGUGGAGUUCCCCUAUGGCCUGGUUGGCCUGGCCCUAAAGCGGUGUGACACGUUCGUCAGCGACACGGCGGCUCACUUCCAGCUGGGCCAUACGGUGGUUGCCAGGGUGACCAACUUGGACGAGGAGAAGCACAGGUUCCUGGUCAGUCUCAAGGUGUCAGAGGUCACCUCCCCUGAGAGAGACGGCCAGGCCAGGCUGAUYCGAGGCCUGCAGGAGAGGAAGGCCGUGAUGGAGAUGAUGGGCAACAGAGGUGACUCUGACCUACUCCAGCAGCUGUCUGCGGUGACCAUAGGCCAGAAGAUGAAGAUGAGCGUAGACGAGGUGAGGGAGGAUGGGAGUGUCACCUUCAAGUCAGACGAACUCAGCGCAGCCACCGUACUGGCCACCAAGGACCAUGYGCCGGGUAAGUUGGCGACGGGACAGAAGUGCAUGCCGGUAAUCCUCCACGUUGACCUCGUGACCUCUCAAGUCUACGUGUCCCUCUUGACGAAACUGACCGGCAAGAGGCAAGAGGUGGAGGCAGGGUCCACACACACUGCCACUGUGCAUCACAGUCGACCGCGACUUUGCCGUCAUCUCAUUGGCGACACGGCCCAACUGACGGUCAUCCAAACCACCAAUCCCAACGAAACUUUCCGCUUCGACUCUGAGAAACUGACCGCCGGUAAAACCCUGACGGUCACUGUCACCAAUCCAGCUGCGAGGAACUAGAAGGGCUCCCCUAGUGUCCUGGGAACUCGCCCCCCCGAAGCAAGAGAUUAAUCUCCGACUCCAAGGGGUCGAACGACGUAUCGCUACGGCGACGUGGUCAAGGGGAAGGUGAAGAAAGUGAAGCCUACGUGUGUGCUGGUGACGCUAGAGGACGGGAGCACGGGGUGCGUGCACGUGUCCGAGAUACAGGAAGUGGUGUGCGUGGGAACGUUCCCCACGUCCCUCCUCAAGAUAGGAAGUGAGGUCACAGCCCGGGUCAUCGAGGAGGAGGGCAACAGUCACAGGUUCUUGCCGUUCUCCCAUCGCAAUUUCACUUACUCCAUGCCUGAACUCACACUUCUUCCCAGGAACCUGAAAGAAGACGCAGAUGUUAAGCCGGACCAAAAGACCAAAGAGAAGCUGAAGCGUUAUCAGGUCGGAGACGACGUCAUUUGCUUUGUGUCAAAGUACUUUCCAAAGARGAAGUGUCUAGAAGUGACUACUGGUCCGUCAGUAACUGGAACUGUUGAACAACUGGCCAUGACCUCUGACCCUGAAGAUGCCAAACACCCAGAGAAGCUGUUCAAGUUGGGCCAGGCAGUCAGUGCUAAGGUGGUGACAGUCAGCUCCUCCAAGCCCUCACGCCUCUCAUUGUCUCUCAAUGGUGUACACAAGUUGGAGAAGGGCCAUGUAAUCAUGGGGUUGGUGCAGAAGCUARAUCCCAACCUGGGUCUGCUGGUGAAGCUGCCAUUCAGCGCCAUGGGAACGGUUGCCAUGGAGGACCUGGCCGACAAAUAUAAGCGAAAACCUCUGGAGCGGUACAGCARGGGCCAGCUGGUCAGGUGCUGCAUUGUAGGAGAGGCGAAUGGCAAAUGGCAGUUGUCCCUCCGCUCUUCGAGGACGGACCCAGAGAAGGCCUCGGUAGUCAAGGACCCCGAGAUUGUGUCUCUGGAAGACCUGUCAGAGGGGCAGAUCGUCAGAGGCUAUAUGAGGACUGUCAAUUGCACAUGGAGUCUUUACUAUGCCAAGAAAGUACCACAGGCCACACUGCUCACCACCAAGAUCCUCAGCAUCGACAAAGAAAAYGGWCUGGUGSAUCUGUCUCUGCUCCAAGAGGACACUGGGAAACCAGACGUGCUCCCAGAAUCCCUGGGGCUGCACCUGCGCCUGACAGGAGAGGCCAAGGAGAAGCGUGRCGCCACCAAGAAGAGGAAACGCACAGAGUCGGAGAGCAAGCAGGGAACUGCAGAAAUUGUUUCAAAGAAGAAGAAGACGAAGAAGGGGAAGAAGGGUAAAGGGGAGGACAGCGACAGCGGAGUGGAGGUGUACUUCAAAGAAGAAGAGGAGGAAAAUAAGUUGGAGGUAGAGAAGCCCGUCCCAGUGCAGCCAGCCAGACUGCAGGUGACCGGAGGGUUCUCCUGGGAUGCAGCGCUGAGCGGCCUGAAACCAGCAUCMGCUGCCCUGGGGGGGGAGGACUCCAGCGACGGGGAGGACGACGAGGUGAACACCAAGCCCCAGAAGAAGUCUCACCAUGAGCAGGAGGUGGAGAAGCGGGAGGCUGAGAAGGCCCUGACCAAGCUUGAGACGGAGCUGAUGGACCCAGGCCUGCGACCCCAGACGGCGGCUAGCUUUGAGCGCCUGCUACUAGGCUCCCCUAACAGCUCUCUGCUMUGGCUGCARUUCAUGGCCUUCCACCUGCAGGCCACACAGAUAGAACAGGCUAGAGCGGUGGCUGAGAGGGCUCUGAAGACUAUCUCCUUCAGAGAAGAGCAGGAGAAGCUGAAUGUGUGGGUGGCUCUGUUGAACCUUGAGAACCUGUAUGGGACAGAGGAGAGUCUUCAGAAGGUGUUUGAGCGAGCCGUGCAGUAUUGUGAACCCAUGCCYGUCUACCAGCAGCUGGCUGACAUCUACGCCAAGUGUCAGAAGACUAAGGAGGCGGAAGGUCUGUACAAGACCAUGGUGAAGCGGUUCCGUCGGGAGAAGGCUGUGUGGCUGAGCUACGGGACCUUCCUGCUUCAGCAGGGUCAGAGUGAGUCUGAUAUACCAUCUACUACUCAUUUACAGAAGAUGCA
Molecule: messenger RNA, 5106 nt
Organism: Salvelinus sp. IW2-2015
Lineage: Eukaryota; Metazoa; Chordata; Actinopteri; Salmoniformes; Salmonidae
Source: RefSeq, a predicted model, not a curated record